Molecule: messenger RNA, 1433 nt
Organism: Helianthus annuus (common sunflower)
Lineage: Eukaryota; Viridiplantae; Streptophyta; Magnoliopsida; Asterales; Asteraceae
Exons: 6
Coding region: 968-1333 (121 amino acids)
Source: RefSeq, a predicted model, not a curated record
ACCGGGUUAUGAAAGUGGGCCAUACGGUAGGUGAUCCACGAACCCACGUCUUAUUCAAAACAAAAAUCAUUAUCCAAAACCCUAAUUUCUCCAACUCCACCAUCAAUCUUCCUAAAUCAAAACCCCUAAACACCUUCCCCUCAAUCCUUCCUCAUCCUCCAGCGACCGGCUAUCAUAUUAACAAAAAAUUAAUCUCUGUUCAACAUCGCUGCUACCAACUUCAAGCUAUGCGAACAUGUGAAGCAUCACACGUUGCUCUUCAAUUUUGCAUACUUCUACAGUUCUACUAACCAAUUCUGCAGAUCCGGAUUAAACACAAACCAUUUCGACCCAUUCAGCGCUAUGAUGACCAUACGGAUGAUUAAAGUCGUGUGACCAUUCAGCGCGUGGAGCGAAUUAGCGAGCUGGUACACACACAAAGGUUCUACGGGAUUCAAAUAUGAUGCUGCCAUUCUUUUACCAGGAUUGUUUUACAAGAUUUGUUUGAACAUGUGUAGCAGCUGUACAUGUUAGAUUUGUUUAAAAUUAACUCAUACUAAAUGUAUAAUAAGUUGUUGCUGUUCUGUUACGAUUUAAUUAAUGAUGAAAUUUUCAGCACAGAUAUCCCGAUACAAAAUCCUUGACUUUUGCAGACACACGCCUAAGGUUAAACGAGCUAAUGGGCUACACCCUUGAGCUCAAACCGUCUCAAAUUCCCCAUGAACAAGCGGGUCGAGGUUUAUUUGUAGAUGCAGAUGUUGGCUCAGUAAUAGCACUCUACCCGUAUCUUAUAACCCGUUACCAUAGGACCAUAAUUACCAUUACAUCCCUGGAUACUGAAGAGUCUAUGCACAAAACCUGUAUCUUAUAACCCGUUACGACAGGACUAUAAUUAACGGUCAAUUUCGGGGUACUGCUGGUGAAACUACUAAACAAUGUAGAGGAUAAAAAUAGAAUAAAGCAUGCGGAUAUUUGACAAUUGGUCACUAUGCUGGAGAUGUGCAAUAUCAGUUUGAACAGUUUAUUGACAAAGAAUAAAGAGUAUGUGGUUUUCGAACUGAGGAGGUUGUUUCUGGAAGUUCUGGGGAUAGUCUUGAAUGAUAUGUGGUGCCAUAAGCAAAAACCUUCAGGAUGCAGAUUUUGUGAACCCUUAACAAAUCCAUGUGCUGGUGUAAUAUUCAUUUUUUUCCUUUUUGAAGAAUUAAAUGGAAUAUGCAGUCUUUACAAGAUCAUGUGCUACGGAAGUUGGGCAAAUUGGAAAACCAACUAUAAGAGAAAUUGGUCAUGGUACACUUGCAACGGAUUGAAAGUUGAGCAAAAUCUAUUUUUACUACGUAUACAAAUAAGUAUUUAGAGAUUUGUGAGUUAUAAUUGUAACUUGUCAUUUCUUAUUAUUGUAUGCAAUAUAUGUAAUUUCGGUCAUAAAAAGGAUAUAUGUUCAGAUUUAUGAAUUA